Messenger RNA from Solanum dulcamara, 669 nucleotides. RefSeq lists its product as uncharacterized. The transcript is spliced from 2 exons. Lineage: Eukaryota; Viridiplantae; Streptophyta; Magnoliopsida; Solanales; Solanaceae. The coding region runs from base 1 to 669 and encodes 222 amino acids. The record is from RefSeq and is a predicted model, not a curated record.
AUGAAGAAGAAGGCUGAGGAUGGAAAAUUCUUGAAAUUCAUCACUAUGCUGAAAGAGCUAUCUAUGAACAUUCCAUUGAUAGAAGCAUUGGAGCAAAUCCCAGGGUAUGCAAAGUUCAUGAAAUACCUAGUUACAAAGAAGAGGAAAGUCACUUUCGAUCCCGUUGUUAACUUACACCAUUGUAGUGCUAUUGCUAUAAGGUUAUUGGUUGAAAAUAAGGAGGAUCCAGAAUCAUUCACUACUCCAUGCACUCUCAGUGCAUUCAAUUUUGCAAGGACUUUAUGCGACUUGGGAGCAAGUAUCAAUCUCAUGCCACUUGUGAUCUACAGAGAGUUGGUAUUGGGAGCCUCCAAAUCGACUAUAAUGAGGUUGUUAAUGGCUUGCAUAUUAGUGAAAAAGCCUAUAGGGAUUCUAUAUAAUGUCCUGGUGAGAGUUGACAAGAUCAUAUUCCUUGUUGAUUUUGUCAUCUUUGACUAUGAGGUAGACUUUGAAGUUCCCUCAACAUUAGGAAGGCCAUUUUUGGCCACAGAGCAGAGCUUUGAUGCUGAGGAAGCAGUUAUUGAGGCAUCUAUUGAGGAAAGGUUCACUAUCGAGACUUUGUCUGUUGUGAUCAUGAAUUUUGAGGGUGAUGUCUUAGAGGUGUUCGAUGAGACUGUAAAUGCUUUGUAA